GGUGUCCAGUCCAGGCAUCAAUCACUUGACCCGUGCUCACGCCACUAACCUGCCAUUGCAUCCCCUUCCGCAGAUGUUUGUUCACCAGUGCUGGUGUUCACGGUUUUAGCCGCGAGCCCGCGAGCGGGGCCAUCGCUCACAUAGUCACAUGGAAACGGCCGAGCGAAGCUCGUCUCAAACGCCAAAACCACCCGACCGUUCACCGUUACCUGGGCGGUGACCGCGGCGAACAAAGUGAGCCGAGCAGCGCGCCAGAGCGAAGCGAGCAGCACGACCCCGAGCUGCGGAGCUGCCAGUCCAAACCGGCAACCGCACCGCAGUCCAAGCCGCCGUCUCCCACCCGACCCGACCAAACUCCCACCGCGUCCCCUCCUCCUCGCAACCACCUUCGUUUUCCCGAACCAACCAACCCGCCGGCCACUGCGGCGGCUGCCCUGACUCGACGGACCGCGAUGCCGGGGCCGGGGGCGCACCUGCUGUACGCGCUGUCCGGCGGGGCGGCGCUCUCCCGGCUCGCCGGCGGUGGCCGCCGCUUCGGCCCGCACCACUGCGCCGUCUACGCCUUCAACGCCUUCCUCGGCCCGGACCUCGGCGCCUUCGCCGAGUGGCUCGCGUCCUUCCUCCCCUCCACCCCCGCCGCCGCCGCCGCGGGGGACCUCGCCAUGGCCGCCAUCCACCACCCCUUCUACUACCCGCUCCUCCUCGGCCUCCCGCUCGCAUGCCUCUACGCGUGGCUCUCCCGCCGGAUGCUCCGCGCCGGCCUCCUCGACGCGCCUGCCGGGGUAGUAUUAAGCAGAAGACAGUGCUUCUUGCUAAUCGCAGCCGGCUCGCUCUCCCACUUCUUCUUGGAUCACUUGUUUGAGGAAAAUGGCCAUUCUACAAUGUAUACUUGGAUACUGAGGACUGGUUGGUGGAAAGGCCGCGCUCCUAUCAAUCCAGAUGCAGUGUUUGUUGUUGGCCUUCUUUGCGUUUGCCUCAUUGGGGGAUUUGUGUACAUUAACAGAGUGAACCAUGGAAAGUCAGUGACUGAAAAGUCAAAUCAAUCUUUCUUUCUCAUCCUGGUGAUAGCCACCCUGUACUGUAUGUGGUGUGCCAGCCAGAUAUACCUGCGAAAUCCCCCUCAACCCGCCAUAGGUAACCUCCUCAUACUCAACAGACGCUGUACCAACCUCUGCAAUAUAAAGAUGAACAAUUGCAUAGCGUUAGUACCAAUAGAUGACAACAAACCCGAUGAUCACCACCGCGACGAGGCACCCAAGCAGUACUUCAUAUCCUGCAUACUCUCAGAAGGCAAUGAAUUUCAAGGCACGGGUAGAAAGGAAGGGGAAAAGGCAGCCGUUGCCGGCCAAGGGCCAGAACGGAAGAAGCCAAAGCACGGAAAAAUAUUGGAUCAAGGAAUCGGGCCGGGUCCGUACCAGAAUACAGCAUCAACUGAGUUCUCAUGUUACGUCACUGGUUUACAUAAUCUAAUCGAUUUUGUCAUAUUCUUGUGGCGUUUCUUGCUCUGUCAUACCAAGUUAGUUAGUAUCUUCGGCUGUGGAAAAUAUAUCUUGAAUAUUUGGAUUGCUUCUUUGCUAAUGGGUCGUUGCGAUGGCGGAGAUCCGAUAGUGGUUCGGGCAUAGCAGAGCCCCCAUCCUUGGUCCCAACCUGAGAAGCAGACAAAUGUGUCAACUCUAUGCAAAGCGGAAUUAGAUACUAUAUGAGCUAAAACAAUAUUCUACUUUGACGGCUUCAUAUGAGCCAAACUAUAAAACAAUAAGGUUGCGUCCAUCAAAAGAGCAACAACUGGAGCAAGACAUAUGGCGUUGGGGUAUAAUGCUUGGUAAACUACCACGUUCUCCCUGUUCUUUCCAAGUAACUUCUGUCAUUUGCGAUCAGUUUGCUUUUACUACUGGUCAGUCUGUUCUUGUGUUGAUUAAUUCGUUGGGCAUGUAGACGCUAAGAUUAAGAUUAUCUAGUCAAGUUUGCCAAUUAUAGUAGUAAUACAGAAACACUCCAAAAGCUACUGUAAAAAAAAGCACUCCAAAAGCUCCAAGCUGUAAGAGUCGCAUCUUAGCACAAUCGGCACUUAGUUUGCAUGGAUAUUCUGCUUAGGUCCACAAAACAAAGAAGUCACUGUUUUGUAAGUUACGUGCAGGUUACAUUAACUGUGGUUUCCAAGGAUAAGACAUGUCAUGUGAGGUCAUCAAACUUGCAUAAACUAGGCCCAAGUGAAGCACCAUGCUGCUUGAGCUGUAUUUAUGCCCUUUAGAUUUGAUACCAUGCCAGUUUAACUUCAACAGUGUCUAAACCUUUACAGAUCUGAUAGCAUGUUGCUUUAACAGUAUGUACCUUUGAAUGCAUCUUAUGAGAGAUUAAUUACCCAGCAGACCCUCUUUUUAUGCAUAUGAAGUUAGAUGCUCAAACAAACUGCGCUUUACAACUAUUUGGCUUGAAAAUGGAUCCUGUGAAAUGUUUCUAAUUAAUUAAGAAGCCUGAAAUAUCACUUCAUGGGCUAGGCAUAGGCAAAAAUCAAUACAAUCAACUUGUUACCUAACUCAAUCAGUUACAAUAAAGAAUAACUCAAUAGUUUGUAGAAAACAGAUCAACAAACUGUCUUCCCUGUAUAUGAAUGUGUUGGGUUGUGUGUGUGUGUGUGUGGU
Triticum urartu is the source of this 2642-nucleotide messenger RNA. NCBI's taxonomy places the organism in Eukaryota, Viridiplantae, Streptophyta, Magnoliopsida, Poales, Poaceae. The record is from RefSeq and is a predicted model, not a curated record.